UACAGAUAUUAUGCGCAGCAAUCCACUACUCGCCAAGUACAUUCUCCAGUGCUCCCUCCACUCCCCCACACCCACCUCCCCCAAAAAAAGCUUCAUUCCUGGUAAGUUUUCCAGGGUAAACAAAACAUGGCCGCACUUUCCUCCACAGGUUUGCUCCAACCUCCAUCAGAAACAACGUCACCAAAGCAGCAGGAGGCGACUCCUGUGUCACCCCAGCCAAAAACCACAGCCCCGCUGCCACUUCGGGAAAUCCCCGGUAGCUACGGGCUUCCUUUCAUAGGACCAAUCAAAGACAGACUGGACUACUUUUACAACCAAGGAGAAGUCCAAUUCUUCAGCACCCGGGUGGAAAAGUAUAAAUCCACCGUAUUCAGAUCCAACAUGCCCCCUGGUCCUUUCAUUUCUUCCAAUUCAAAAGUUAUCGUCAUGCUUGAUGGAAAGAGCUUCCCUGUCCUCUUCGACAUUUCUAAAGUCGAAAAGAAAAACCUCUUCACUGGGACUUACAUGCCCUCCACUAAACUCACUGGCGGAUACCGUAUCCUCUCCUAUCUCGAUCCGUCCGAGCCAAAACACACCAAGCUUAAAAACCUCCUGUUUUUCCUCCUCUCCAACCGCAAAGACCAUGUCAUCCCCGAGUUCCAUAAAAGCUACACUGAACUGUUUGACAGCAUAGACAAGGAAUUUGCCGCUAAAGGCAGGGUCACGUUUGAGCAAGAUGGAGCAGCUUUUCGCUUCUUAGGUCGAGCCUACUACGGCGCCGACCCGGCAGACUCCAGUCUCGGCCAAGACGGGCCUAAGUUGAUCAACAAAUGGGUCCUUUUCUCUCUUCAUCCCAUUGCCUCACUCGGGCUGCCUAAGCUUAUUGAAGACCCUUUACUACACACCUUCCCCUUCCCACCCUGUUUGGUGCAAAAAGAUUACCGAAAACUCUACGAUUUUAUCAACGCGAACUCCACGUUCGUCCUGGACGAAGCUGAGAGAAAUGGAAUCGCACGUGAUGAAGCGGCCCAUAACCUCGUAUUUGCUACGUGCUUCAAUACCUUCGGGGGCAUCAAAGUCCUCUUCCCCAACCUGAUGAAAUGGAUCGGCCAAGCUGGAGUCGAACUCCACAAAAAAUUAGCCCAAGAAAUUCGAUCAGCUAUUAAGUCAGCCGGUGGCACUCUUACAACGCAAGCCCUCGAGAACAUGCCUCUGACGAAGUCGGUUGUCUACGAGACUCUCAGGAUCGAACCUCCGGUGCCUUACCAGUACGGGAAGGCUAAGAUUGAUUUGACUAUUGAGUCCCACGAUGCCAGUUUUGAGGUAAAGAAGGGGGAGAUGUUAUUCGGAUACCAACCCUUUGCGACCAGGGAUCCAGAGAUUUUUGAGAGGGCCGAGGAGUUUGUGCCGGACAGGUUCGUGGGUGGAGGGGAGGAGUUGCUGAAGUAUGUUUUGUGGUCUAACGGACCUGAAACGGAGAGUCCCACUGUCAACAACAAACAGUGCGCUGGGAAGGAUUUUAUCGGGUUCAUUUCGAGGUUGUUCGUGGUGGAGAUUUUCCGCCGUUACGACACUUUCGAAAUUGAGGUUAUGAAGGUUACGGCGCUGGGUUCUACUAUUGACAUUACCUCUUUAACGAAAGCAAGCUCCUGAACAUAGAACCUGAUGAAUUGGGGGCAGCAUACACCCUCAUUCCAAUGGAAUUUCAUUGUGGCCAAAUAAAAUAGGAAACACAUCAUGGAGAUGCAAAUAUUUGUGUUCUGCAGUCUUCCAUGCCCUCUUAUAGCAUUAAGAAAAGAGUGCCAAGUUCAAAUAAUAUUCUAGAGCGUUCAAGAGCAGCAUAUGUACCUGUAUUUGGUUGCAAGCUAAAUUUUGGCUUUGUUUGUAUUAGCGGUUUUUUGAGUUGUUUUUAAAAUAUUUUAUUAUAA
Molecule: messenger RNA, 1907 nt
Organism: Coffea eugenioides
Lineage: Eukaryota; Viridiplantae; Streptophyta; Magnoliopsida; Gentianales; Rubiaceae
Product: allene oxide synthase-like
Exons: 1
Coding region: 127-1632 (501 amino acids)
Biological process (GO): jasmonic acid biosynthetic process; sterol metabolic process
Cellular component (GO): chloroplast thylakoid membrane; chloroplast envelope
Molecular function (GO): monooxygenase activity; heme binding; iron ion binding
Source: RefSeq, a predicted model, not a curated record